Messenger RNA from Heterobasidion irregulare TC 32-1, 840 nucleotides. RefSeq lists its product as uncharacterized. Lineage: Eukaryota; Fungi; Basidiomycota; Agaricomycetes; Russulales; Bondarzewiaceae. The transcript has 4 exons. Bases 1 to 840 code for a protein of 279 amino acids. The record is from RefSeq and is a predicted model, not a curated record. Gene Ontology annotation, molecular function: phosphatidylglycerophosphatase activity.
AUGCCAUUCAACUUACCUGGUGUACUGGUUCCCUUUCAUAUUCUCAUCAACCCUCGCAUUAUUCUGCCAUCUAUUGCAGUCGCAGAUAUCCGCCAACUUGACUUUACCGCACUCAAGCGAGCAGGUUACCGUGGCGCAGUGUUUGACAAGGACAACUGUCUAACUAUCCCUCAUGAUGAUGCACUGGUGCCAGAAUUGCGGGAAGCCUGGCAAGAGUGCCAACAGACAUUUGGCCCAGGGAAUGUGCUUAUAGUAAGCAAUUCGGCUGGCACACGGGAUGACCCUGGCCUGCUCCAGGCGGAGUCUGUCACCCAUCAUCUUCGAGCACCAGUGCUCCGCCAUAAAUCGUUGAAGCCCUCAUACAGCUGCGUGCGGGGUGUCCGGUCAUACUUCGCCUCGCUCCCAUCACCCGUACAGCCACACGACCUUGUGGUGAUAGGUGAUCGUAUCUUCACUGACGUUGUCCUCGCAAGGCGACUGGCACCCCGUCCCUGGCCUUGGACUCAAGGGCAACUCCUUGGAAAGGGGGAGACGACGGAAGAGAAAACAGAACUGGUUGAUGAUCGCAGAGAAAGCGGGCCAUUGGCAAUCUGGACAACGGGUGUGUGGAAACAUGAAGCCACACUCAUGCGGUGGGCAGAAAAGAAGCUGGUGGCCGCAGCUGAGUCUUGGAUUCAGGGUGCAGAGGGGGAACGAAGAGUUAUUGAAAGCAGGUUUGUGAAGCCCGUCACUGAGGCGAAAGUCGAGCCGGGGACUCGAAGUAAGAUGUGGUAUGGGCGAAUAAGCACUGCCGCAGGCUGGGUCGGGAAGCAGUUGAGAACUGUGGUCCGUCGAGAAUAA